This is a messenger RNA of Haliotis rubra (blacklip abalone), 1287 nucleotides long. RefSeq lists its product as uncharacterized. The coding region runs from base 1 to 1287 and encodes 428 amino acids. The transcript has a single exon. The record is from RefSeq and is a predicted model, not a curated record. Lineage: Eukaryota; Metazoa; Mollusca; Gastropoda; Lepetellida; Haliotidae.
AUGGAUAAAGAUCCAGUGAAGCGUCAACAGAUGAUUGAUUUUAUGGCCAAGAUACUCUCUGCUUAUCAUGCUGAACGUGCUCCAUCAUCUAUUAAAGGUGCAGAAGUUUGGUACUUACCACUGUUUGGAGUUCAUCAUCCGAAGAAACCAGAUCAGAUACAAGGAGUGUUUGAUUCAUCUGCCACUUACAAAGGAACAUAUCUGAAAAGUGUGCUUAUGAAAGGACCAGACAUUGCCAACAGAUUAAUAGGCGUCUUGUUGAGAUUCCGAAAGGAAGCUAUAGCAGUCAUGGGAGACAUUGAAAAGAUGUUUCACUGCUUCCAUGUCCCAGAGAGACACAGAGAUUAUUUUCGGUUCUUGUGGCAUGACGACAACGACCCAGAUAAGGAACUUAUUGAGUACCAUAUGAGAGUCCAUGUGUUUGGUAACAAGCCAUCUCCAGCGAUUGCAACAUAUGGGCUAAGGAAGGCUGCUGCAUCUUCGAGCUUAUAUUUUGGACAGGACGUGAAGGAGUUUGUUGACACAAAUUUCUAUGUAGACGAUGGGAUUGCUUCUCUACCUUCUACAGGAGAAGCUAUUGAUUUCGUUAAGAGGACUCAAGCAGCUCUGAGAAAACAUGGAAAUAUCUGUUUUCAUAAGAUAGCAUCAAACAGCCCAGAAGUUAUGAGUGCCUUUCCAUCUGAUGACAGGGCCAGUGAUCUCAAAGACUUGAAUUUCAUGGAUCACAGUGAACAGUGUGUUCCUAUUCAACGCAGUCUAGGGAUAUCUUGGGACAUAAAAACUGAUACAUUUGUGCUCCAGGUAUCUGUAGGUGAUAAACCUUACACGAAACAUGGAAUUCUGUCUUCGGUUCAUAGCAUAUAUGACCCUAUGGGAUUCUUGGCACCAGUGACCAUCAACAGUCGCUUGAUUCUUCGAGAUGCUGUUUCCAGUAAUGUUGGAUGGGAUGAUAUCCUAUCACAUGAACUUCAACAGGAGUGGAGCGAGUGGCUACAGUCACUUCGAAGAUUGAAAGACUUACAUGUGUCACGACCAUUUACAUCCUUGUCGUUUAAAGGAGCAGUUGGGCGGCAGAUACUCAUGUACUGUGAUGCAUCUGAAAGGGCCAUAGCAGCUGUGUGUUAUUUGGAACUAGAGACGCUGGAGGGUGAAUCUCAAGUAGGAUUCCUCAUGGGCAAAACUAAGGUGGCACCAAAACACGGACACACCAUUCCUAGGUUGGAACUUUGCGCGGCUGUCUUGUCAGUGCAGCUGGCAGAUCUUGUGUGUGAAAGCUUAGACAUUUAA